CUUCCCCGAGCUGCUGUUUCUGAGAGGAAACUCUGACCACAUGACAAGUUCAACAGAAAGGGCUGACACCUUCAGCAGGUCAUUACAUGCAGUUUGUGGAGAUGAUUUACUCUGUUCAGUAGAAUGGGGGAAAGCAUAAGACCAUGUCUGACCUGGAUGUUAAUGGGUUUAAUGACGGCUGUCCUUGGAAUGCUUGCAGCUGGGAAGACCAUGUCAUGCUCAGCAGAGAAGCUCAAUAUGCUCACACGACUAAGAGGGGACAAAGUCAACAUCCACUGUCCUCUCCCUUUCGAUCAAUUUGAAGCUGUUUCUGUAACUUUGAUGAGGUCAAACAACAGAAAAGUUUGCACCAAAACUUAUAAUAACAAUCAUUGGAUGGGAAAUUGUGCCCGUUACAGUAUACUGUGGAAUAAUGAGACAAAAGCAAUAUAUGUAAGUAUACUAGAGCUCCAGAUAAAUGACUCUGAUAUAUACACCUGUGAAGUGUCAAAAAUGUAUCCGCCCGACCGAAAUAAAAGCCAAAACAGCACCACAUCUCUUUGUGUAACAGCCCGUCCCACUGUGACUGUGUCCCAGGUGGAGGGGUCCAGUGGACCCCCACUGUUAGUCUGCGUUGCCCACAGCUUUUACCCAGGUGGAGCAGAGCAGGUGUGGCUUCGUGACGGACAGCACCUCAAUGUCACGCCCACACGCUCUGCCAACAUGGACGGCACCUUCAGUCUCAACACGUCCCUGUCUCUGUCUUCAGAGCAAGCUAAGGAUGAGGUGUUCACCUGCUGGGUCAACCACUCCACUCUCAGCCAGCCCAUCACUUUCAACUAUACUCUAUCUCUCAGGAGAGAGAAGAGACAUAUGCUCAAAGAUCUGCAUAUAAUUUCAAUAGUGUGUGGGACAGUCUUUGUUGGACUGAUCAUCGUUUUUGGACCAACCAUCAGUAUCCAAAAGGGAGAAGCUGCAAGUGAAAACCCAGUGGACACAAGUGUCUUCACCAACUGCACUUAUACAAUGAGACAGACAUAAGAAAAUCCUUAUCUGUGAGCCUGUGUCUCUCAUUGAAUCUGCACUUGGCAUAUAUUAUUGCUUCUUCCUGGCAUACUGCACUGCUUAAAAAUAAUCUCUGGAACAGUUCUUUCAUUACACCAUUACUGCAUUUAAUAUUGGAUAUAGUAUGCAUAAACUUUACUUUGGUAUAGUUGUGCUUGUCCUCUUGUCACAGAAAAGCAGUUGUGCUUUGUAUUUUAUAUCCAUUUAAAAUGUUUCUCACUUUAUACAUGAUAUGGUUUGUAUAAUAACCUGUCGUCCUUUGAACAUGUACUUGGAUCAAUGACCUUAUGUUUGCUCAGUGCUAUUACACUCACAUUAGUUGCAGAUUUGCAGAAACCUCAGUUGAGGAAAAUGGCUCUGAUAUUGCUCUUGUGUAUUGCUGUUUCCCUGGGACCUAUCCAAUAAACAAAGUUAUUUUAAA
Conger conger (European conger) is the source of this 1465-nucleotide messenger RNA. Its product is annotated as class I histocompatibility antigen, Gogo-A*0401 alpha chain-like. The record is from RefSeq and is a predicted model, not a curated record. The transcript is spliced from 6 exons. Gene Ontology annotation, cellular component: plasma membrane. Bases 124 to 1020 code for a protein of 298 amino acids. NCBI's taxonomy places the organism in Eukaryota, Metazoa, Chordata, Actinopteri, Anguilliformes, Congridae.